AUGGCGGCGGCGCGCACGGUGCUGCUGACCGGCUCCAACCGCGGCAUCGGCCUGGAGCUGGUGAAGCAGCUGCUGGGCUCGCCGAGACCCCCCGCCUGGAUCUUCGCUACCUGCCGGGAUCCCGAGGGGCCGCGGGCACAGGAGCUGAGAGAUCUGGCAUCCAAACACCCAAACCUGGUUCUUGUAAAGCUGGAUGUUGAAAACCCCUCGGCUAUCACCGAUGCAGCAAAGGUGGUGGAGGGGAAGCUGGACGGAAUGGGGCUGAACCUGCUGAUAAACAACGCUGGCAUCUAUAACCCUACAGCCUCGCUGGACACAGUUGAUGCUGAGGACAUGGUCAGGACGUACAAGACCAAUGCAGUGGGGCCAAUGCUGAUGGCCCAGGCCUUCCUGCCUCUGCUGAAGAAGGCUGCCCAGGACAGCAAAGAAAAGGGCCUGAGUUGCAGCAAGGCAGCCAUCAUCAACAUCUCCACCAUCUUGGGGUCCAUCAAGAAAACACCUGAUUCCUUCUUCCACCCUGUCAUCUCCUACCGCUGCAGCAAGGCUGCCCUCAACAUGCUGACCAUGUGCCAGGCUCUGACCUACAAGGAAGCUGGGAUCCUGUGCGUGGCACUGCAUCCUGGAUGGGUGAAAACAGACAUGGGCAGCCAGGAGGCUGACCUGACAGUGGACACAAGUGUGCGGGGGCUGUUGUCUGUGCUGCCAAUCCUUUCUGAGAAACACAGUGGGACUCUGCUCAACUGGGAAGGUAAAGCUAUCCCCUGGUGACUGCUCUCGGUCCCUG
Cinclus cinclus is the source of this 784-nucleotide messenger RNA. Its product is annotated as C-signal-like. The transcript is spliced from 6 exons. Bases 1 to 768 code for a protein of 255 amino acids. The record is from RefSeq and is a predicted model, not a curated record. NCBI's taxonomy places the organism in Eukaryota, Metazoa, Chordata, Aves, Passeriformes, Cinclidae.